Molecule: messenger RNA, 5575 nt
Organism: Hypanus sabinus (Atlantic stingray)
Lineage: Eukaryota; Metazoa; Chordata; Chondrichthyes; Myliobatiformes; Dasyatidae
Gene: heg1
Product: heart development protein with EGF-like domains 1
Exons: 12
Coding region: 613-3711 (1032 amino acids)
Molecular function (GO): calcium ion binding
Source: RefSeq, a predicted model, not a curated record
UCUAUAAGUACUCCGUCAGUAGAUCCUGAAAGAUUUAGUACUUCACUGAAUGAUUUGAAACAAUCGAUAAGUACUUCAUCAGUAGAUCUUGAAAGAUUUAGUACUUCACUGAAUGAUUUGAAACAAUCUAUAAGUACUCCGUCAGUAGAUCCUGAAAGAUUUAGUACUUCACUGAAUGAUUUGAAACAAUCGAUAAGUACUUUGUCUGUAGAUCCUGAAAAAUUUAGAACUUCACUGAAUGAUUUGAAACAAUCGAUAAGUACUCAGUCAGUAGAUCCUGAAAGAUUUAGUACUUCACUGAAUGAUUUGAAACAAUCGAUAAGUACUCAGGCAGUAGAUCCUGAAAAAUUUAGUACUUCACUGAAUGAUUUGAAACAAUCGAUAAAUACUCAGUCAGAAGAUCCUGAAAAAUUUAGUACUUCACUGAAUGAUUUGAAACAAUCGAUAAAUACUCAGUCAGAAGAUCCUGAAAGAUUUAGUACUUCACUGAAUGAUUCAAAACAAUCGAUAAGAACUCGUUCAGUAGAUCCUGAAAAAUUUAGUACUUCACUGAAUGAUUUGAAACAGUCAUUAAAUACUUCACCAAAUUACUUUGAAACAUUAAGUACAUCAAUGAAUGAUUUUGAAAGAAUCAAUACCUCACUUAAACGAUCAUUAAGUAGUUCACCAAAGGAUCCUGAAAGAUUUAGUACUUCUGUGUAUGGUGUUAAACAAACAUUAACUAAUACACUGAAUGAUGUCAAAAGAUUAAGUACAUCACAGAAUUAUUUCAAGCGAUCUUUAAGUUCUUCACCAGUUGAUCCUGAGAAAUUAACUGAUUUUAAGAGUUAUGAAAGUUCUUUUAUGAAUGUUUUCGAAAGUUCUUCAAGCACUUCAUCAAAUACUUCAUUGAAUAUUUCUACAAAUCCUUUUACACAUGCUCAAGGUGAUUCUGAGAGCUCUCUAGGCACCACUUUGAAUGGCUUUGAGAAUCAAAGUGAAUCUGAAAUGGUUAGUACAUUGCAAAAUGUAUCUGAAACAAGCUUAAGUACUUCUCAGAAAAAAUCUAAAUGGUCUUUAAGCACUUCAUCAAAUGAUUCUAAAAGGUCCAUAAGUUUGACAGCAAAUAAUUUUGAGAGAUCUUUAAAUACUUCACCGAAUAAUCUUUCGUGGUCUAUGAAUACCUCAUUGGAUGAUUCUAUUAUAUUUUUUAAUACUUCAGCAAAUGAUACCGAAGGAUUAAAUGCUUCCCCAAAUAGUUCUGAAAAGUUUUCAAUUAAUACCCAAAAUGAGUCUGAAAGACAUCCAAACAUGUCUAAAGGUUCUUCAGGGACAGCAAGAAAUUAUUUGAAAAGCUCUUCCAAUACCUCAGCAAAUAAUUCUGGAAGAGCUUUAAGUACUUCAUCAAAUAUUUUUGAAAGGUCUUUACCAAAUACUUAUGUAAGUUCACCUAGUACUGUACUGAAUUAUUCUAACAUCUCUGUAAGUUCUACACUGAAUAAUUCUGGAUUUACUUUAAACACCUUAUUGAACAAUCCUAAAAGAUCCUUAAAUACCGCAACAAAUCAAACUGAUGGAGCAACUUCACCUGCAACAUCCAUUCAUGUGGAUUUUAAUAAUGUUACCGAUGAUUCAAGUGAAGAAGGCUCAUUUGUUACGUCAUCUGUACCGCCAAUUGAUUAUUAUACAAAUAGCUCAAGUUUCACUUCACAUGCUGAAACCAUCACUGCAACAAGUCACUUAGUUCCCAGAAUUACAGAUAAUUUCUUAAAUACUACAUUUUUUUCUACAAUAAACAAUAUUACUAAAUUUAUUGCAACUACAUUGUCUUCAACACGGUCAGGUUCUCAAAGUUUAAUGAACAGUUCCAGAGAAUUAAAUUCUAACUUUACAACAGCUAAUUCAUCUGAAAUCGAUUUUGUUGAAUCAAAGACCAAUGACACACACGCAGCAAGAACAACACCACUGAGUGGCCCUCCUGAAGGAAGAACAGAUUCGCCCAGAAUUACACUGUCCAAGCCAACACAUGCACACGUAUCACUUUCUACCAUAGAAUCACUCAAAGAAGAAGCUGUAAGGACAUCAUCGACACCAGUUGUUGCGACAUUUGGUUCUAAUACUGGAAGUUAUACUGUGAUUUCACAAGUUUCCACUGACAUACCAAAGACAACAUUAAUUAAUAUUACCAGGAGUGAAUUUGCCACAACACGGUCUAGUCCAGCACUUCUUACAAGUCUUUUACCAAGAGACAAAACAUGGACAAUUACCAUACCUACAACUAGUGUUAUUAAAACAACUGAACCAGGCAGGACAAGGACUUUAGCUACCAUUAACACAUGGACCAGCAUAAAAACUUCAACCACCACAAAGACCUCAACCUUCUCAAGUACUCAAACCAAUGCAAUGAUACCGACAAGCACAAGAACUUCAGAUAUUAGCAUAGAUCUUCCAGCCAUCACCAUGGUGUCUAUACCAACGACAGUGCCUCCUACCACUGUAGGCAGAGCUGCAACUGAGCCAUCAACAAUGAUUCAGGUUACCACAAGUAUAUCUCAAGUCCCCACAGCAGAGAAUGCCUGCAUUUCAAAUCCAUGUCUUAAUGGAGGUACUUGUAUCAAUGACCAUAAUAGCAGAAGAAAAUGUCUGUGCUCACCAAGCUGGCAAGGGAUGAAUUGCAGCAAAGAUGUGGAUGAAUGCCUUUCAAAUCCAUGUCCGUCUCCUGCAAAAUGUGUUAAUAAUUUGGGGUCUUUCUCCUGCAAGUGUCAGCCAGGGUAUUACUUUGAAAAGGGAACAGGAUGCAUUUUGGCAAAGACCUUUGCUGGUGUUCUCCACAUGGUCAACAAAUCUGGAAUAUCAAGACAUGAGCUGGAAGGAGAUAUUUUAAAAAUACUUAAUGCUUCUCUGUUUUCCCUGAAUGGUUACUACACAUCUGUUAUUGCAGAUUUAAGUGAGACUAAUGACAGUGUAUCUGUCUUGAACAUGUUUGUCCACUCAUCAAAUGUGACUCUCCAGGAAGCGCGGAGCAGUGUGCAGAAUUACAUUAGCAGUUGCCAAUCUAACACGGGAAGCUGCCAGAUUGUGCUAAGUCAACGACUAUUUUACAAAGCUGAAACGUUAUGCAGCUUUACUAUGCCAAAAUGUGACAAUGCAACUGCAGAAUGUAAUGCUGAUAGCGGGACUGCAGAAUGUCUGUGUAAGGACGGUUAUUUCAAGUAUAAUGAUAUGGAUCAUUCAUGUCGAGCAUGUGAUGAUGGUUAUAAACUAGUGAAUGGAACCUGCACCCCUUGUCUGUUUGGAUUUGGUGGAUUCAACUGCAAAAAUCCUUACAAACUCAUCACUGUGGUGAUUGCUGCAGCCGGGGGAGGAUUGCUGCUGAUCUUGGGCAUCGCAUUAACUAUCACAUGUUGCAGGAAAGAGAAGAAUGAUAUCACCAAACUGAUCUUCAAGGGUGCUGAGUUUCAGAGGUCCACCUAUGCUGAGUUCCCCAAAAAUCCCCGGAUAUCAGUAGAGUGGGGCAGGGAAACAAUAGAGAUGCAGGAGAACGGCAGCACAAAAAACCUGCUACAGAUGACAGACAUAUACUAUUCAUCUGGCUUCAGGGGCUCAGAAGUGGAUAGGAACGGUCUGCACCCUUACAGUGGUCUACCAGGAUCGCGCUACUCUUGCAUAUACACUGGACAAUACAAUCCAUCCUUUAGCAGUGACGAAUCAAGGAGACGAGACUAUUUUUAGCCAAUGUAAUAAAUGAAUUUGUCAAAAACAAAUGUGGGACCAUUGAGUCAGAAAUAAGUAGAAUUAUUGACAAAAAAGCUGCAUUUCUGAACAUCGAUGGAAAAGGACCAGUGCAAUGUGAAGGAGAAGUUGCCUGCAUUGUAUUUCUCACAGCAACUACACUGUGAUGGACAAAUAAUGGGACUCGUAUCAUCAGCUGUAAUGAAUAAAUUCUUUAGUUACAGCGUAAAAACUGCUUGCAAAUGGGCAAGAUACACUGUAUUUUUGAAAUUCAUGUUUCUAGUUUAUUAAUAACUUAUAAACUGAUACAGUAUUUUCUUACGGAUCAAAUGAUAAAUGUUGCACAACUCUAAGAAACACUAACUGAUGAAUUUGUGGAAGAUGCUGUUGUCAUCUCUAGCCUAGUACUCAAUUAUUAUGUGGAAGAACAGAAAAGGAGAUUUACAACCAAUCAAGUUUGGACUUAAUUCAUACCGGAGUUGUUAGCACCAGCUAUAUGAAUUCUUGUCUGAUUCUGUAUUACUGCUUUUUCAUCAUUCAUUCUUUUUAUUCACAAUAGAUCUUCCAGGUGCAAAACAUGAAUUAUAGAAGAAAAUUGUUCUUGUGGAAACGCUGAAAAAUUGCACUUAGAGCACCACGUGCCCAUUGUACCGGGGUUUGUACUGUUCUUUUGGAUUUCUGAUUGUUGGUAUUUUCAGAGCAUUCAGGAUCUCUUUGUUACCAACCACUGCAAUUGCUUUACUCCCUCUGAGCAACUAAACAGCUAUCCUUACACGUGACAUAAAACUGCACUGCGUCAAUUGGUCUGCAUUGCUCCAUAUUUAUGCUGUGACUUUGUGUAGCUGUUGCAUUUCUCUGCCUGUGGUAUAUUUAAAUGAAUCUCUUAACUCAACUGGCAGCUCCAUUCUCAAUAUUUUGAAGAACAGAAACUAACUUAUGAACAGGAAAUGGUAGUUGAUUUUAAUACGGUGUGUCCAUUUAAAUUGAUCCUUAUAUCAGUUUUGACACCUAUAAAGUAUAAUCAUCAUGUUUCUCAAUACAUUCUUCAGAAUCUAUUUGCAUAUUAUUGUACUUUGAGACAUAGAAAAGUACAGCACAGAUACAUGCCCUUUGGCCCAUCUAGUCUGUGCAAACAAUUUAAACUGCCUACUCCCAUUGACCUGCACUAGGACUAUCACCCUCCAACGAGAUUGUGUCUAAACCUCAUUUUCUGGCUGUGUCACCUUAACCAGGAAGAUAAAUGAUGGUUAAGUAUAUUCUAACUGCUCCAAUUUCCUGUACAAAAAUGGAUUACUUCAAGCUCAUCUUUUUUUCCUGAUUCUAAUUGUUGUACUAGAUUUUACACUGGAAGAUCAGGAAUGGGUGUCAGAUAAUUUUGAAAUGACCCGAGUGAAAAUAAAAUAUUACUCACUAUGUUGAGUAAGACCUUGUGAAAUUAGAAAUCAAUAGAAUCUAGAUAAUGUUUCUGGAUGAUUUGGAAAUUGUGGUGCCAAGGUGCAAUGGAUCUAUUUUACUUCCUUGUUCCUAGUAUCUGUGUUAUUUCCUGGUUGCUAGUAUCACGUAAAGGGAUCUUCUCUGUUGGUGUUUAACCUUAAAUGAGUAACUAUCAAGCAAUUAAUGACAUAACCCACACUGGAAAUACUAGAUGAAUCCUCAAGAGUUAUUUCCUUCAUCUAAAUUAUUUUUCCUCUUUUUCGCUUUGUUUCUGGUUUUCUGUAUUUUUUGGUUGAUUGAAUAUUGUGUUUGAAGUGAACCAUUUUAACAGAUUUUAAUGUAUUUAGAGAACGAGUUUUUGUUUUACCAAAAAUAUUGCAGAAACUGGCGUUCUAGUCAGUACUGUACACCAGAAAAUUAAAAUAUUUGU